UUGUAUACGUUGUUCAGUUUUUAUUUUAUUUUAUUUUUUUGUUUGUUUUAACAAUGGUCGUGUCAGAGGCCGAUAAAACACUUUUUGUUGGGAAUUUGGAUCCAAGAGCAACGGAGGAGCUUCUGUUCGAGCUGUUUUUGCAGGCAGGGCCAGCCGUUAAUGUGAAAAUUCCUAAAGAUAAGGAUGGGAAACCAAAACAGUUCGCUUUUGUAAAUUUCAAACAUGAAGAAUCUGCUCCAUAUGGGAUGAAUCUGCUAAAUGGGAUCAAGCUCUUUGGGAGACCUCUGAAGAUUCAAUUUAGAUCAGGAAGCAGCCACCUUUCUCAGGAUACAAGUAAUACAGCCUUAGUACCACAGGGACAUGGAAAUGACAAUGAAUGCUCCGCCAUCAACACCUCAUCAAAUGGCAGCAGAUAUGAUAAUGGAGAAUACUAUGGGAGUAGAUCACCUGGUACAAGUUUACAAAGGUCCUACUCUUCCCCGGAUGAUCUUCAGAGGCAAGCAGUGAUGAAUAACUUUAUGUGGCAGCAUUCUCCUCAUGGAUCACACGCACCAACUCAAUCGGGCCUCUCUUCUUCAUCCUCCUAUCUGUACAGUAGUCACUAUACCCAGAACGUUUCCCCACAACGACAUGAUUUCAGCUUUGCCCAAAGUAAAAGCAGAAGCAGUGGAUCCCACCCUUACUUAAACGAAGAGCGAUACCACCAUAGAGAGGCAUGCCACAGGGGCAAUAUGGAAGAUUAUUACAAUGAACGGAGAGUUGAAAGUACAAGCCGUGAACGCAGAAAUGAAAGCAGGUGGCGCUCCUCAAGAUAUUGAGCUUAAACUUUGAAUCUUGAUACCAGCAUUGGGCACAACAUGGGAGUAAAUUAGCCAACUGAGAAUUUCUAAUAAAAUCGGCUUCGGUUUAAAGAAUAAACUGUACAUUUUGAUGAUUAAAAGAUGAACCGGAAAAUACCUUGCAGUAAUUUCAUCAUAUGAGAAGAAAAUGAGUAAAAAAAAUGAAAGGUUUUAUGUGGAAUAAACAAUUUUAUUUGUAUCUGAAUAAACAAUUCACUGAAA
Spea bombifrons (plains spadefoot toad) is the source of this 1061-nucleotide messenger RNA. RefSeq names its product RNA binding motif protein 7 (gene RBM7). Gene Ontology annotation, molecular function: single-stranded RNA binding. The transcript has 6 exons. The coding region runs from base 54 to 818 and encodes 254 amino acids. Lineage: Eukaryota; Metazoa; Chordata; Amphibia; Anura; Pelobatidae. Gene Ontology annotation, biological process: regulation of alternative mRNA splicing, via spliceosome. The record is from RefSeq and is a predicted model, not a curated record. Gene Ontology annotation, cellular component: nucleus.